AUGUUCGCAAUUCUCCGAGGCAAACGACUGAGUCUCCCACCGGAGCUGUCUGUUUUGGCCGGCCGUCAAUUUUGGGCUUCUGAAAAUGCGGUCUUUUCCAGGCCGUUCACCACCGGUAAACCAUCGCCAGGUGUUCGCGAAAAUGACCCUGAGAAAUCCUUCACUUUCUCCUACCUCGUCAGCUCAUGCGGGUUGGCUCCAGACGUCGCCGUCCGCGCCUCCAGUAAAAUCCAGCUGAAAUCGCCGGAAAAACCAGACGCGGUCUUGAAUCUCCUCAGAGAGUACGGAUUCACGGCUACCGACAUCUCUGUAAUGGUCACCCGGUGGCCGAACGUUCUCUGUGCCUGCCCAGACAAAACCCUUUUGCCCAAGCUCGAAUUUUUCGCCUCCAUUGGCGUGCCCCUCCCCAUCCUGGCCAGCAGUCUGUCCCGAACCCCUUAUGUCUUAUGGCACAGCCUGAAGAAUUCAAUCAUCCCUUCAUACGAUUUCCUGAAAAACCUGCUCGGGUCGGAUAAGCUGGUAGUGCAAGCCUUUAAACGGACUCCAAUGAUCUUCGACUGGUACCUGGUCGACGAACUCUCAUCCAACCUCUAUUUUCUAGCAGCCCGCGGGGUCCCCUGGCCCUCUCUCGUAUCACUGGUCACAUACGAGCCAAGAAUGUUCUUGGCUCCUCAGGAGAAGUUAUCCUCGUGCAUGGAUCGUGCAAUAGAAAUGGGGUUUGACGUGUCCAAUAAUGCGUUUUUGAAGGCCAUUCGGGUUCUGGUCGGUUUUGAUGAGUUGACCCUUAAGCGCAAGAUGGAGGUUUAUAGAAAGUGCGGCUGGUCGGAAUAUGACAUCAGGACCGCCUUUCUGAGUCAGCCUCUCUGUAUGGCCUUGUCCGAGAAGAAGAUUUUGGAAAGUAUGGAUUUUCUGGUUGAUAAAUUAGGGUGGGCACCAGGUGAUGUGGCCCGGUGCUCUUGGAUUCUUGGGUACAGCCUCGAAAGGAGAAUGAAGCCAAGGUGGGCUGUUGCUGAGGUUUUGAAUGAAAAGGGGCUGAAGAAUGUGGCUAUCACGUCCCUGCUGACAAUGUCCGAGAAGAUUUUCUUGAAGACCUAUAUUGAGAAAUACGAGAAGGAUAUUCCCGAACUUUUGGACAUUUAUCGAGAAAUUUUCACGCUUCCCUCUAAAUCGCCGAAGAAGACUGCAAAUACCGAUACACAUCUUCAAACCCUCGUCAGCUCACCAAGUCCGUUGAAUUUAAAAUCGGAUUUCGAAUCGAUGUUCGCCAUUUUCCGUAGCAGACGACUCAGGCUGCCACCGGAUCUCUCUAUUUUUACCACCCCUCAAUUUCGGAUUUCUGAAAAUGCAGUCUUCUCCAGACCGUUCACCACCGGGAGAUCACCGCCAGGUGUUCGCGAAAAUGACUGUAAGAAAUCCUUCACCUUGUCCUACCUCGUCAGCUCAUGCGGGUUGGCUCCGGACGACGCCGUCCGCGCCUCCAGUAAACUCCAGCUGAAAUCGCCUGAAAAACCAGACGCUAUCUUGAAUUUCCUCAGAGAGUACGGAUUCACGGCCACCGACAUCUCUGUAAUGGUCACCCGGUUUCCGAACGUACUCUCUGCCUGCCCAGACCAAACCCUUUUGCCCAAGCUUGAGUUUUUCGCCUCCAUUGGCGUCCCCCUCCCCAUCCUGGCCAGCAGGCUGUCCCGGAACCCUUCCAUCUUAUGGCGCAGCCUUGAGAACUCAAUCAUCCCCUUUUACGAUUUCCUGAAAAACCUGUUCGGGUCAGAUGAGGGGGUCGUUAAAGUAUUUAAACGGACUCCCCAGUUCUUCCGCUGGGGCCGGGUCGACUACCUCUCGUCCAACCUCUCGUUUCUAGCAGCCCGCGGGAUCCCCUGGCCCUCUCUCGUAUCACUGGUCACAUACGAGCCAAGAAUGUUCUUGGCUCCUCAGCAGAAGUUAUCCUCGUGCAUGGAUCGUGCAAUAGAAAUGGGGUUUGACGUGUCCAAUAAUGCGUUUUUGAAGGCCAUUCGGGUUUUGGUGGGUUUUGAUGAGUUGACCCUUAAGCGCAAGAUGGAGGUUUAUAGAAAGUGCGGCUGGUCGGAAUAUGACAUCAGGACCGCCUUUCUGAGUCAGCCGCUCUGUAUGGCCUUGUCCCAGAAGAAGAUUUUGGCGAAUGACGUGGCCCGGUGCUCUUGGAUUCUCGGGUACAGCCUCGAAAGGAGAAUGAAGCCGAGGUGGGCAGUUGCUGAGGUUUUGAAUGAAAAGGGGCUGAAGAAUGUGGCUAUCACGUCCCUGCUGACAAUGUCCGAGAAGAUUUUCUUGAAGACCUAUAUUGAGAAAUACGAGAAGGAUGUUCCCGAACUUUUGGACAUUUAUCGAGGUAACAAAAUCCUGGCGUGCACCUCUUGA
Molecule: messenger RNA, 2391 nt
Organism: Striga asiatica
Lineage: Eukaryota; Viridiplantae; Streptophyta; Magnoliopsida; Lamiales; Orobanchaceae
Source: the annotation of a GenBank genome assembly